AUGGAGCCGGGCAGCCGCGGAGCUGAGGACUUCCCACUCAACAUGUUCUCCGUCACGCCCUACACACCCAGCACCGCCGACAUCCAGGUGUCAGAUGACGACAAGGCAGGGGCCACCUUGCUCUUCUCGGGCAUCUUCCUGGGCCUGGUGGGCAUCACUUUCACCAUCAUGGGCUGGAUCAAAUACCAGGGUGUCUCCCACUUUGAAUGGACCCAGCUCCUGGGCCCCAUCCUGCUCUCUGUCGGGGUGACGUUCAUCCUGAUAGCCGUGUGCAAGUUCAAAAUGCUCUCCUGCCAGGGCUGUAAAGAGAGCGAGGAGAGGGUCCCGGACUCGGAGCAGACGGCAGGGGGACAGUCGUUUGUUUUCACAGGCAUCAACCAACCCAUCACUUUCCACGGGGCCACAGUGGUGCAGUAUAUCCCUCCUCCUUAUGGCUCCCCUGAGCCCAUCAGUGUCAAUACUGCCUACCUGCAGCCUGUGGUGAGCCCCUGUGGUCUCAUACCACCUGGAGGGCCGGUGGUGGCCACGCCCAGCCCUCCACAGUACUACACCAUCUACCCUCCAGAGAACGCCGCCUUCGAGGGGGACCAGGACUGCUAUUCCCUCAGGGAGAGCAGAAAUGACAGGGCUGAGCAGUUAGCAGCGACGCCACUGGACCAUGAGGACUUGGCCUGCUUCUCUCCUCCCCGCUAUGAGGAAAUAUACUCGCUGCCUCGCUAG
Molecule: messenger RNA, 720 nt
Organism: Sorex araneus (European shrew)
Lineage: Eukaryota; Metazoa; Chordata; Mammalia; Eulipotyphla; Soricidae
Gene: TMEM174
Product: transmembrane protein 174
Exons: 2
Coding region: 1-720 (239 amino acids)
Source: RefSeq, a predicted model, not a curated record